Molecule: messenger RNA, 489 nt
Organism: Lotus japonicus
Lineage: Eukaryota; Viridiplantae; Streptophyta; Magnoliopsida; Fabales; Fabaceae
Exons: 1
Coding region: 1-489 (162 amino acids)
Molecular function (GO): nucleic acid binding; RNA-DNA hybrid ribonuclease activity
Source: RefSeq, a predicted model, not a curated record
AUGACUAACUGUAUGGUGAUUAAUGUUGACGGCAACGUUUGUGGAACUCCGACGCGUGGUGGCUUCAGUGGUUGCUACCGUUCUAACUCGGGUCAGUGGCAGGGAGGCUUUUUUGGCUACCGUGAUGAUACAUGCAUUCUGCACUUGGAAUUGUUGGCCAUUUUCAAUGGGCUUUCGAUUGCUUGGGAGCGUGGCUGUCGUGUGGUUGAAUGUCAAUUGGAUACUUUGAAUGCGGUUACACUAGUUAAAUCAAAGCCAACUUGGAGUCAUCUUUAUGCUUCCUUAGUGUGGGAUAUUAUUGAGAUGUUGCAGAGACCUUGGAGGGUGGAGUUGCACCAUAUCUUGAGAGAAGAGAAUGCAUGUGCGGACGAGUUAGCUAAACAUAGAGCUCACCAGGAAGAGGCCUUUUUUGCCAUUGAGAACCCUUUGGAGGGAAUGAGUUUUCUCCUUCUAGCUGAUGUUGUUGGUAACACUGUCGUGAGAGAGUAG